This is a messenger RNA of Parnassius mnemosyne (clouded apollo), 3915 nucleotides long. Lineage: Eukaryota; Metazoa; Arthropoda; Insecta; Lepidoptera; Papilionidae. The record is from the annotation of a GenBank genome assembly.
AUGUAUGCCAUAGCGACCGUGCUUUGGGCGCUGCUGCACGCCGGAUGGACUGUUUCACCCUACGGCUCCGACAAGUGUGUUCGAGUUUCUGGAAGUAACGUACUGUGCAAAAUACGCACAUUGGAUGGCGAUGGGAGUAGUAUUUCUUCAGUAAAUUCUGACACAAGUGUAUUAUCCGUAGAAUGUAAUCAACUGCUUCUUUUCGAAAGUACGCUCAGAGCACAUUAUUUUAGUUCUGUUGAGUUUCUUAGUGAAUUGUCAAUAACUAAUUGCAAGUUGCUUCAUAUACCAGACCAUACGUUUCAAGACAUUAGUAAAUUAAAAAAGCUAAAAAUUCGUUCAAAGAAUUCUGAAUGGAGCCCUACCAAGAACAUGGAGAUGUCUUUGAACGCAUUCAGUGGAUUAUCGGAAUUGCAGUCGUUAGAUCUUGCUCAAAAUAACAUCAAGUUUGUUCCUUCCGGUGUUCUCUGUCCGCUGGAGAAUCUAAAUAUAUUAAAUCUAACUAAUAAUAGAAUAAGAACAGUUGGUCAAAUCGGUUUUGGUCAAGGAUGUGGCUCAGGUCUAAAUACUCUGGAUUUAAGUCACAAUGAAAUUAAGAUAUUGCCGGAAGAAUCGGAAUUGCUUAAAUUAAGGAGCCUGCAGCAUUUAUAUUUACAGCAUAAUAACAUCAGUGACAUAUCGAGUGAAGCUUUUAAUGGACUAACCUCUUUAAGAGUAUUAAACAUAUCACACAACCGUUUACAUACAUUGCCAGAAGGACUUUUUUCUAAUGCUAAAGAAUUAAGGGAAAUAUAUCUUAACGAAAACUCUAUAUUUGAGUUAGCAAGAGGAUUAUUCCAUCACUUAGAACAAUUGAUUGUUUUGGAUUUAUCGAGUAAUCAACUUACUAGUAAUCAUAUCGACGAUGGUACGUUCAAAGGACUAAUUCGAUUAAUAGUUUUAAAUUUAUCAAACAACGCCCUAACAAGGAUAGACGGAAAAACGUUUAAAGAUUUAUUCUUUUUACAAAUUUUGAAUCUUAAGAACAAUUCUAUUGGAUAUAUUGAAGAAAAUGCUUUUUUGCCGUUAUAUAAUCUUCACACGCUCAAUUUGGCAGAAAAUAGACUUCACACCAUCGACGAAAAUUUAUUUAAUGGCUUAUUUGUGUUAAGUAAAUUGACCCUUAAUAACAAUUUACUCAUUAAUAUUGACCGGAAAGCUUUUAAAAACUGCUCCGACUUGAAGGAACUGGAUUUGAGCUCUAAUCAACUAAUGGAGAUACCCGACGCGUUAUGGGAACUUCCUUUCUUAAAGACGCUCGAUCUCGGCGAAAAUCAAAUAUCCGACUUUAGGAAUGGCUCGUUUAAAAAUUUAAACCAAUUAACGGGAUUAAGAUUGAUUGACAAUCAGAUCGGAAACCUCAGUGUUGGCAUGUUUUGGGAUUUGCCGAGCUUACAAGUAUUAAAUAUUGCAAAAAACAAAAUUCAAUCUAUAGAAAGAGGUACAUUUAGCCGAAACAGUCAACUAGAAGCUAUAAGAUUGGACGGAAACUUCUUGUCGGACAUUAACGGCGUCUUUUCAACGCUUGCUAGCCUUCUUUGGCUUAACCUAUCAGAAAAUCAUCUAGUGUGGUUUGAUUAUGCGUUUGUUCCCAGUAAUUUAAAGUGGUUAGACGUUCAUGGAAAUUUUAUUGAACACUUAGCUAAUUAUUACAAGUUGCAAGAUGAAAUACAUAUAAAGACUCUAGAUGUUAGCCAUAAUCGUAUAGUAGAUAUAGGGCCUAUGGCUAUUCCUAAUAGUGUAGAAUUGUUGUUUAUCAAUAAUAACUAUUUAAACAAUAUUUAUGUAAAUACAUUUUUUGACAAAAAGAACUUAACACGUGUAGAUAUGUAUGCAAAUGAAAUUGUUAAUUUAGAAUUGAAUAGUCUGCGCUUAUCGCCAGUGCCAGGAAACAAAUCUUUGCCUGAGUUUUAUAUCGGCGGCAACCCCUUUCAAUGUGAUUGUACAAUGGAGUGGUUACCGAUAAUUAACAAUAUGACUGCUCUGAGACAAUAUCCGCGAGUGAUGGACUUAGAAAAUGUUUUGUGCAAAAUGACAAAUACUCGUAGUGGAACACAUGUGCCCUUAACUAACCUUAAAACAACAGACUUCUUAUGUGAGUAUGAGACUCAUUGUUUUGCCAUAUGUCAUUGCUGUGACUAUGAUGCGUGUGACUGUGAAAUGACAUGUCCUCACAACUGUACAUGCUAUCACGAUCCGUUAUGGAACACUAACGUUGUUGACUGUUCUGGACAAUUGUCAAUAGAAAUACCAAGUAAAAUACCAAUGGACGCCACUGAGGUAUUUUUAGAUGGCAAUAACAUAAAAGAACUACAAAAUCAUGUGUUUAUUGGACGACAAAAAAUGAGGUCCUUAUAUGUUAAUAACAGUAACGUUGAUAAUAUUCAAAAUAGAACAUUUGCUGGACUAAAUGCCUUAGAAAUACUUCAUCUUGGUAAUAAUAAGUUGAAACAAUUGAAAGGCCACGAGUUUCAUCAACUUAUCAAUUUAAAGGAGCUAUUUUUACAAAACAAUCUAAUAAGUCAUAUCGCCAACAUAUCUUUUAUAUCUUUGAGAUCUUUAGAAGUUUUACGGCUUGAAGGCAAUCGUCUAGUAGAUUUUGGUGUGUGGAGCUUUAAUAAUAAUCCUAACUUAAAAGCCCUGUCCCUUGGAAAUAAUUUAUGGUCAUGCAAAUGUCGAUAUCUCCAAGAACUUACUGCAUAUUUAGCUGAAAACGCUCAAAAAAUCGUUGACAUAACUGAUGUGUGGUGUUGGAAUGGAGAUGCAAAGCCGCCGCAGAAAAAAGAGCUUAAUUUAAACGGCACUGCCUGCAGUGAUUAUUAUGCAGAUAAUUCUGUUAUCGGAAAUAUGUUGGUGUCGAACUACGUUCCCAUGAUGGUAUCGACACUUACAGGCUUUAUGUUAAUUUUAUUGGCCCUUGUCGUACUGUUCCUUUUUAGAGAUUCUCUCAGAGUAUGGCUGUAUACGAAUUGCGGUAUACGUGUUUUUUCAUUUGCGGGAACUUUUGAGGAAAAUGAGAAGUUAUACGAUGCCUAUGUGUGUUAUAGCCCGAAAGACGAAGAGUUUGUGGUACAAUCCUUAGCAAAUGAGUUAGAAAACGGACAUCCAUCUUACCAUCUCUGCUUACAUUAUAGAGAUAUAAUUAAAAAUCACAGCGAUCGAGAUAUUGUUCAACAUCAUGCUGAAGGGAACCAACAGUAUAUUCAAUGUGCCCCACCAGUUGUUGAAGCAGCAGAGGCAUCGAAAAGAAUAAUACUCGUAUUAACAAGGAAUUUCAUGCAAACAGAAUGGUCGCGAUACGAAUUCCGACAAGGGCUACAUGAAGCGCUUAAAGGGUGCAUAUAUAAAUUAGUACUAAUAGAAGAAUGUUCUGUAGUCGCGGACGCAAUGCACGACCCGGAUUUACGACCCUACCUUAAAACGGGGUCCCGGCUACAAUGGGGUCAGAAAAGAUUCUGGGAAAGGCUCAGAUAUAUGAUGCCAGAUUCAUCCCACCACACUCAUAGGACGCGAAGGCAAAACUAUAGAAAAAAUAUUAACACUUAUACGUUAGAUUCUUCUGUUCCUAACGGUAAUCGUACUUUGUCAUAUCCUGACAAAUCACCAGUGUUAGGGGUUGCUGGACAAGGUGCUAGCGCUCCACCUGAGUAUAGUACAGAGAUACGGCAGUCUCCAUCAGCUAUACGACAGACUCAGGCUGUAGCGUAUGGCCCUGAUGGCAGACCAAUAUCAGAUCAUAUCUAUUCAUCGAUAGACUCAGAUUAUUCCUCGUUAGAGCAUGGUAUGACACCGGGGAGGCGGCGAGACCUUCGACAAUGGCCGCCUCCACCACCUCUUGUUGAUACAGGCAAUGCCGUGCAAGCUUACCUAGUCUAG